Molecule: messenger RNA, 5598 nt
Organism: Octodon degus (degu)
Lineage: Eukaryota; Metazoa; Chordata; Mammalia; Rodentia; Octodontidae
Gene: Adcy1
Product: adenylate cyclase 1
Exons: 20
Coding region: 591-3275 (894 amino acids)
Biological process (GO): intracellular signal transduction; cAMP biosynthetic process; adenylate cyclase-activating G protein-coupled receptor signaling pathway
Molecular function (GO): adenylate cyclase activity
Source: RefSeq, a predicted model, not a curated record
GCCGGCGCGGGCUCCGGGCGUGCGGCGAGGAGUUCGCGUGCCCCGAGCUGGAGGCGCUGUUCCGCGGCUACACGCUGCGGCUGGAGCAGGCGGCCACCCUGAAGGCGCUGGCCGUGCUGAGCGCGCUGGCGGGAGCGCUGGCUCUGGGCGAGCUAUUGGGCGCGCCGGGGCCCGCGCCCGGCCUGGCCCGUGGGUCGCACCCGGUGCACUGCGCGCUCUUCCUGGCGUUGCUCGCGGUCACCAACGUGCGCUCGCUGCGGGCACCGCGCCUGCGGCAGGUGGCUCAGCUGGCGCUGCUGCUCAGCCUCACCUUUGCGUUGCUCUGCUGCCCGCUGGCGCUCGGCGGACCCGCGCGGGGCCUGGCCGGGGCGGCCGAGGGCUCGUCGGCCGCGGAGCAGGGCGUCUGGCAGCUGCUGCUGGUCACCUUCGUGUCCUACGCCCUGCUGCCCGUGCGCAGCCUGCUGGCCGUCGGCUUCGGGCUCGUGGUGGCCACCUCGCACCUGCUGGUCACAGCCACCCUGGUCCCCGCCAAGCGCCCACGUCUCUGGAGGACGCUCGGAGCCAAUGCGCUGCUCUUCGUGGGUGUGAACAUGUACGGUGUGUUCGUGCGCAUCGUGACGGAGCGCUCGCAGAGGAAGGCCUUCCUGCAGGCCCGGGGCUGCAUCGAGGACCGCCUGCGGCUGGAGGAUGAGAACGAGAAGCAGGAGCGGCUGCUCAUGAGCCUUCUGCCCCGGAAUGUCGCCAUGGAGAUGAAGGAGGACUUCCUCAAGCCUCCCGAGAGGAUUUUCCACAAAAUUUACAUCCAGAGGCACGACAACGUGAGCAUCCUGUUUGCAGACAUCGUGGGCUUCACGGGCUUGGCUUCGCAGUGCACGGCACAGGAGCUGGUGAAACUGCUCAACGAGCUCUUCGGCAAGUUUGACGAGUUAGCCACGGAGAACCACUGUCGCCGCAUCAAGAUCCUCGGGGACUGCUACUACUGCGUGUCCGGCCUCACCCAGCCCAAGACCGACCAUGCCCACUGCUGCGUGGAGAUGGGGCUUGACAUGAUCGACACCAUCACGUCCGUGGCUGAGGCCACUGAGGUCGAUCUGAAUAUGCGUGUGGGGCUGCACACCGGCAGGGUCCUUUGUGGUGUCCUGGGCCUGCGCAAGUGGCAGUACGAUGUGUGGUCCAACGACGUGACCCUGGCCAAUGUCAUGGAGGCUGCUGGCCUGCCAGGGAAGGUUCACAUCACAAAGACGACGCUCGCCUGCUUGAACGGGGACUAUGAGGUGGAGCCAGGCCGUGGUCAUGAGAGGAACAGCUUCCUGAAGGCGCACAACAUCGAGACCUUCUUUAUUGUGCCGUCCCAUCGGCGAAAGAUUUUCCCUGGGCUGAUCCUCUCGGACAUCAAGCCGGCCAAGAGGAUGCGCUUCAAGACCGUGUGCUACUUGCUGGUGCAGCUCAUGCACUGCCGGAAGAUGUUCAAGGCCGAGAUCCCCUUCUCCAACGUCAUGACUUGUGAGGAUGAUGACAAGCGGAGGGCGCUGAGAACAGCCUCGGAAAAGCUCCGCAACCGCUCGUCCUUCUCCACCAACGUGGUGUACACCACGCCGGGCACGCGGGUGAACAGGUACAUCAGCCGGCUGCUGGAGGCGCGGCAGCCCGAGCUGGAGAUGGCGGACCUCAACUUCUUCACGCUCAAGUACAAGCACGGGGAGCGGGAGCGCAAGUACCACCAGCUGCAGGACGAAUACUUCACCAGCGCCGUAGUCCUCGCCCUCAUCCUGGCUGCCUUAUUUGGCCUUAUCUACCUUCUGGUAAUCCCGCAGAGUGUGGUCGUCCUGCUCCUGCUAGUGUUCUGCAUCUGCUUCCUGGUCGCCUGUGUGUUGUACCUGCACAUCACCCGGGUCCAGUGUUUUCCAGGGUGCCUGACGAUUCAGAUCCGCACGGUCCUGUGCCUGUUCAUAGUGGUCUUAAUCUACUCUGUGGCCCAAGGAUGUGUGGUGGGCUGCCUGCCCUGGGCCUGGAGCUCUAAGUCCAACAGCUCCCUGGUGGUCCUGACGGCUGGUGGCCGGCGCACCGUGCUGCCUGCCCUGCCCUGUGAAUCGGCCCAGCACGCCCUGCUGUGCUGCCUGGUGGGAACCCUCCCACUAGCCAUAUUCCUGCGGGUGUCCUCCUUGCCAAAGAUGGUCCUGCUGUCCGGGAUCACCACAUCCUAUAUCCUGGUCCUGGAGCUCAGCGGCUACACCAAGGUUGGGGGUGGAGCCAUCUCUGGGCGCAGCUACGAGCCGAUCAUGGCCAUCCUGCUCUUCUCCUGCACGCUGGCCCUGCAUGCCAGGCAGGUGGACGUCAGGCUGCGGCUGGACUACCUCUGGGCAGCACAGGCAGAAGAGGAGCGGGACGACAUGGAGAGGGUGAAGCUGGACAACAAGAGGAUCCUCUUCAACCUCCUGCCGGCCCACGUUGCACAGCACUUCCUCAUGUCCAACCCCCGGAACAUGGAUCUGUACUACCAGUCCUACUCCCAAGUAGGGGUCAUGUUCGCAUCCAUCCCCAACUUCAAUGACUUCUACAUUGAGCUCGACGGCAACAACAUGGGGGUUGAGUGUCUGCGGCUGCUCAACGAGAUUAUCGCUGACUUUGAUGAGCUCAUGGACAAAGACUUUUACAAGGACCUGGAGAAGAUCAAGACCAUUGGCAGCACCUACAUGGCUGCAGUGGGGCUGGCACCCACCUCGGGGACCAGGGCUAAGAAGUCCAUCUCUUCCCACCUCUGCACGCUGGCCGACUUCGCCAUUGAGAUGUUUGACGUCCUGGAUGAGAUCAACUAUCAGUCCUACAACGACUUUGUCCUCCGAGUUGGCAUCAACGUUGGCCCAGUGGUGGCUGGAGUGAUCGGUGCGCGCAGGCCCCAGUACGACAUCUGGGGAAACACAGUCAACGUGGCCAGUCGGAUGGACAGCACCGGAGUUCAGGGCAGAAUCCAGGUGACGGAGGAGGUCCAUAGGCUACUGCGGAAGUGUCCCUACCAUUUUGUUUGCCGAGGCAAAGUCAGCGUCAAGGGCAAAGGGGAGAUGCUGACCUACUUUCUGGAAGGCAGGACUGAUGGGAACGGCACCCACUCGCGGUCCAUGCACCUGCAGCGGAGGAUGUAUUCUUAUGGGGGAGCUGGAGGCCAGGCCAGACGGCCACCCCUGUGUCCUGCCGCUGGCCCCCCAGUGAGGGCUGGGCUCCCCCCAGCACCCCCUGGCCCAUACCUGCCAUGCACAGCACCAGGGAAGGAGGCUUAGUGGACCCACGUGGGCUGCUGGAGGCGCAUGCAGGGUGACACGGGCCACCAUGGCCCUGGCCAGGACCAGCCAAUGAGCAGGGCAGGGAGCCAGUGGCCGGGCUGCAGAAGGAGCAUUGUCCACAUGUGGCCUGAUGCCACCAGGAGCUGUGCCUGUGCCACCCUGCCCUGCCUGGAUCAGGCUGUGUCGGCAUUGGGACCUUCAGGAUGCCUGCCGUGGAGGUCUGCCUGGCAGAGGGACGGAGGAGCCACGCCGCAAGGGAGCUCCAAGUCGGCGCCAGGCGAGAGGUCCGGGCCACACAGGCCUGUGGGUGGCGGACAGGCUUCUCGCUACCAGGAAGCGGGGCCGCUGGCUUCCCUGAGAGCAGGUCCAUGCUGUGAGCCAGAGGCGGGUCUUCUGGGUCCUUGGGGCCAUAGCCUCUCCAUUGUUGGUCACCACCAGCUGCUCAUCCUGUCUGUGUGUCCCCUGCCACUGCACCUGGAUCCUGUGACAGGCAGGAGGCACCUGUAUGUCACUGUGGUUCCAUGGAGAACUGGCACCUGUCCUGCCUUCCUCUGAGGUAUGUGGGGUCCUGGGUGUUGAAUGAACACCCAGGUUCCAUUGUGCAGAGAGCCUGUGACAAUUACACCCACAGGUCAGGUUCCUGGAGGAAAGACAUUGUUUCCCUGGCAUGGCCAGUCCUCUUGGGGACGUUGUCAUCUUCAAACUGUGAGGUCCUGCAUCCAGGUGGCCCUGGUUCAAUGUCCAGAGAGGCUGCAGGUAGCCCCAUUGAUGCCUGGAACCCCCAACUAUGCUCCAUGGCAACCACAGUUGAAGUGGAGAUGGUGGAAGUGGGUGAUCAGAGGACUGGUAGAGUGGCAGGAGGGGCCUGGCUGAAGUUGCCCAGAUGUCUGGCUCUUGGAGACCUUUGUCCUUGCUCCUGGAGAAGGGCUAGGGGUGGUCCAGGCAGGUGCAUUGGCAAGGGGACAUCCUAAAGAAAGGUGGCCGGCAUAGACUGUGGGGGGCAGGUGGGCUGAGCCCUGCUUGCUCCUGCUGGUGGGGCCCUGCCUCUUGCCUCAGGACGGGUCCCUAUCUAGGUGGGCAGCAGUUCCACCCCGUCCUGGUUUGUGUGGCCAGCAGAGGCAGCAGGGGCCUUGUCACAGCUGGGGGGGCCACCAGGGUGAUGCUUGGGACAGACUGGCCACCUGACCCCAUGGGACUUGGGACAUAGGUACAGAGGGCCUGUGGUCCUGGUGGCUCUAUGUGUGGGAGAUGCUCUCAGGCUCUUCUCUGGCUGUGGGGUGUCCAUCAGAGGUUGGGGGGCUUCAGGCUGCUGCAAGGUCCUGAGCUCCGCCAGCCAUGUCUGGUCAUCAGCUGUGACUGAGUGAGCCAUGGCCUGAGAACCUGCCUGGGGCAUCGCCCCUGCUCCCCUGCCUCGUCUCUGCUCCCAUCUAUCUUGGCUGUGGGAUGCCCGGCUGAUCCUGUGGUCCCCUUUCCACUGGGAUUUUCUCAUCUGUCUGUCCUUCCUGACCAGAUGUGCAGUGGUUGGCUGGCACCAGGCACGGGGGUGGUGGGGUGGGGGGGGAGGGGAAGUGCAGGGUGAUGGUGAGCAGGCUGGUGGGAAGGGCCGCAUGCCGGUGCAUCCUGGUCCCUUUGUUCUGUUCCGAUGUGGCUGCUGGGCUGCCUGGGUAGGGGGCAGAGGCAUGGCCCCAGCCUGUGUGUCCCAUUGCAUAGUCAAGGGGCCUUGUGCAUGGGAUGAAGGUAGGAGCCUGAGGGCAGGAGGGGACCCUGGACUGUCCAUCUGGACUUGUCACGGCCGUGUGGCCCCUCAGAAGUGGAGCAGCAGACAGGAGAGACUCAAAGCAUGGCCGGGGCUGAAACCUGAUGAAAAUAGGUGACACAGGACAACUAACAAUGGCUCCCAGCCCCUGCUGAUGGCGAGAAGCAGGAGCAUUGUUCCCACGAACAUGGAGAGUAGGAUUCAGCUACGACCUGAAUGGACAGCAGCGGAGUGGGUGUAGAAGCCCCACCAGUGGCACCCGGAUCCGCCUCUGACGCUCAGAGCGAAGUGAGCUGCUGUGGGGGACGGGGCCUGGGGGGCCUGCAGGAUGGCACUGCACGCUUGCGUGUCCCCCACCCCGGCACCAGACUGUUUCAUGGGGCUGCCUGGAGGCUUGGCCGAGGGCAGACAUCCCUGUCUCCAUCAGCAGCAGCUCCAAACCCCGCCUCUUCCUCCGAGGUCAGGAGCUGUGUUCAGCCAUAUGUUCCCUGGGGUUUGUUGAAAACCACUUUCUUCCUUUUUAUUUGUGAUAAGCCUGUAUUAUAUUGCCUUAUUUAUUUUUAA